GUCGAUUGCACCAACCUAACGUAGGCUUUGUAAUGGAUUACAGAGACUACUGAGCGGCGUGGAGGGGCUAACAUGGAGAAAAAUAUCGGGUCUCUACAGGAACAAGCCCUGAAGCGAAAAGAGAGACUGAAAGCGUUGAGGGAUAAAAAACUUCACGGGCGAGAGCAUGAAGAUGGCGAGCCAGAGCAUAAAAAAGCUUAUUCGCAAGAGGAGACACCGGAGAAGAGACACGCAGAUCUGAAGCUGAGAAAUUACACUCCUGAGGAUGACGAGCUAAAGGAGAGGCAGGUCCCCAAAGCCAAACCUGCAUCAGUUGAGGAUAAAGUCAAAGACCAGUUAAAGGCAGCCAAUCCAGAACCCAUCAUUGAAGAAGUGGAUUUAGCAAACCUGGCCCCAAGGAAACCAGACUGGGAUCUCAAGCGGGACGUGGCAAAGAAACUGGAGAAGCUGUCAAGGAGAACACAAAGGGCCAUUGCUGAACUCAUCCGCGAUCGUUUGCGAGGCAGCGAGGAGGAGCUGGCUGGAGUGGUGGGAGCGGUACAAACGGAACAGGAAGACUCUGACUGAUUUCAGAGAAGAAAAGACACUCUGGAAAUGUGGAUAUCACAAGGUGGGCGUCCAAUUCUGGGAACAUUUUGCCAUGGGUGUGUGAUGGAAACGUUUUCCAGUCUUGCCUUGUGUUUUGUGUAUUAUGCCAGUCGAAUGGUGCAAUCUGUAUAUGUGGUUGAAUUGUAAACAACCAGGGUAACCUUUCAUUUUUGCUGUUGUAUGUUCAUGUUUUUAAAUCAAAGUAAAUUACACCAUUUGUUUGUCAAA
Messenger RNA from Phyllopteryx taeniolatus (common seadragon), 816 nucleotides. RefSeq names its product coiled-coil domain containing 12 (gene ccdc12). The coding region runs from base 73 to 567 and encodes 164 amino acids. Gene Ontology annotation, cellular component: U2-type spliceosomal complex; post-mRNA release spliceosomal complex. The record is from RefSeq and is a predicted model, not a curated record. The transcript is spliced from 7 exons. NCBI's taxonomy places the organism in Eukaryota, Metazoa, Chordata, Actinopteri, Syngnathiformes, Syngnathidae.